AUGCCGCUCUGCACCCUCCAUCUGGUCCGCCUCGACAGUGGCACCACCAUCCGAGGCUUCCUGAUCCAGCUGCUUCGCCACGCCUCGUCCUCCGAGGCCGGCCAAGGGUUCAGAGUGGUGACGGCCUCGCAGGUCCGCCAUCCCGUCGUUCUCGCGACUCGACUCGACUCGACGCUGCUCAACUCGACCAUGUGGGACCUCGUCGUCCUCCUUGCCCCGAUCCCAUCGACCUCGACCUCGACCUCGACCUCGGCACCGCCACCGACCACCUUCCCCGCAGCGCUCGAGGAGCAGCUCGCGGCGCACUACACGGUCGUCACGGGCGUCCCCUCAAAGCUGGUCGACGGCUACUCGGAGACGACGCGCCGCCUCAACGCCGCGCAGUCGCCGCCGCUCACCGCGCUCGGCUCGCCUCCCUCGACGACGCCGCCGAGCCGCUCCACCGCGACCGAGAAGACGGUGAGCUCGUCGCAGAACCUUGAGCUUUCCCCUACGCUCCUCGACUUCGCCUACCGCCUUCGACAGCACCUCGGCCACGCCGGCAGCGUCACCAUGCUCAACCUCAUGCACUUCCACUCGACCCCUGGCGCCAUGGAGAGCUACCACCGCUACGGCCAGGGCUUCGCCACCGUCGGCGGCUCAAAGGGCGGUAACGCCAAGAUCGUCGGCGUCGUCGUCCCGCCGCCCGCGCAGUCGUCGUACGACUCCCGCGGCGAUCGCCAGAGGGCCAAGCAGGACUGGUGGAACGAGUGCAGCCUCGUCCACUACCCCUCGAUCGACCACUUCUGCGACAUGGCGGCCGACCCAGAGUACCAGCGGAUCAACGCAGAGCAUCGCCUAGGAGCGCUGAGGGAUACGACGCUUAUCUGCACGACCGAGAUCGACCUCGAGGCCCUUGCCGGCGACUCGGCGUCGUCGACGUUGUAG
Molecule: messenger RNA, 927 nt
Organism: Pseudozyma flocculosa PF-1
Lineage: Eukaryota; Fungi; Basidiomycota; Ustilaginomycetes; Ustilaginales; Ustilaginaceae
Exons: 2
Coding region: 1-927 (308 amino acids)
Source: RefSeq, a predicted model, not a curated record